Messenger RNA from Morchella sextelata, 426 nucleotides. RefSeq lists its product as uncharacterized. Lineage: Eukaryota; Fungi; Ascomycota; Pezizomycetes; Pezizales; Morchellaceae. Bases 1 to 426 code for a protein of 141 amino acids. The transcript has 2 exons. The record is from RefSeq and is a predicted model, not a curated record.
AUGAUCAAAGAACUCCCCAACUACUCGCGACCCCUCCCACCUAUCCCUAAGAGAGAUAUUCCAUCACUACCUCAGGAAUCCCCAUCCUCUCAGACCGAAGCCGUAGAGGUUGAGUCAAAGAUCAUCUCCAAAGACGCCGAAUCCGAGCUCCCCCAGAUUCCUGAGGACCGUCCGUCGACAUCUCACGGAUCCUCGUUCUCCAAGCGUGAAGCUGCGGUGAUUGAGUCAAAGGUUAUCUACAAAGAUGCCGAGGAUGAGGAGGCUGGUCCUGCCACACUGUGCUCCAUUGCCGAGAUCCAGUAUCGGCAGUCUAUCAGUCGGGAGUUGAAGGCGGCCAAGAGGGCUAGGAUGGAACGGAGGAAAAAGAAGGUUGCCAGUGCGUUGUGUAUAAUUUUCUGCGUGAAGGGCAUGCGGAGAGCGAGUUAG